This is a messenger RNA of Auanema sp. JU1783, 3444 nucleotides long. NCBI's taxonomy places the organism in Eukaryota, Metazoa, Nematoda, Chromadorea, Rhabditida, Rhabditidae. The record is from the annotation of a GenBank genome assembly.
AUGCCAUUAACUCGCACUCGUACAUCAUUGGACUAUGAUGAUUAUGGAUCAACGUCGUUCAUGUGGCCUUCAGCUACAACUCCUUCUUUUCAAGAAUUGAAUAGAAGCAUCUAUCAGCCGCCGGCUGGAUGUUCAAUUAGCUAUCGAUUGAACAUGACUGUCCAUGACCCUACAAGUUUGAUGGAUGAUGAUGAAGCUAACAAUUAUCCUCUGAACUGCUCCACAUAUGCUACUCCUACUCGACGCAAAGCCAAAAGCGGCUCCAGAAUAUCUCGUGCACUCAAAGAGUUGCUCGGUUCACGCAAUUCAUUGGCUAAAAAGGAUUUAUUAAGUCAAAGCUUUACACUGUUCCGUGAACGUCGCGGAACUUCAGCUCAUCAAGAGCGAACAUCAGCUUCCACAUGUAUAUCAACACCAAUGCGAACAUAUCAUCGAACACCAAGUGCUGAUGCUGCUAUUCUAUUAGAAUCACGAGCAGAAAAGCGUCGUCGUGCUGCAGCUGAUUCAGCUAUACCAUACGCACGUGCUAUUCCUUGCUCUCCAUCAUGUGCAACCACAUCAAUUCGUGUUCAGAGCUUUGCUGUACCAGAACCGCGUGUUGUACAAUUUCGUGAGCCAUCACGUGCUCGCAAAGAUCAUCAUACACAGCGACCAUUAAAAAUCUGUAACGAAAUGAUUACUAAAGAUAAACAACAACAACAAUUCCAACCACCACAACCACCGCUACGACAUGCUUUUGUGAAUAGCCAUGAAUGGACACUUAGUCGAACAAUUAGCGAAUUACGUUUGGGCGUCGUUGGUGCGGCUCACUCCGGAAAAACCUCCUUAAUACAUCGUUACUUGACAGGAACGUUUACAGCUGAAGAGAGCCCAGAAGGCGGACGGUUUAAGAAGGAAGUUGUUAUUGACGGUCAAUCACAUCUACUUUUGAUUCGUGACGAAGGACUUGCUCUUCCUGACGUACAGUUUGCUCUCUGGUGUGACGCUUUAAUUUUUGUGUUUGGCGUCGAAAAUCGUGAAAGCUUUGAAAACGUCGGUCAUUUAUAUAAUCAUUUGAGCAAAUUUCGCCAUCUAGGCGAUAUGCCUCUCUUGGUUGUUGGAACGAAGGAUGCCGUAUCAGACGUUACUCCACGUGUUAUUAGCGAGGAAGAAGGAAAACAAUUAGCGAAUCAUUUCAAACGCUGUAGUUACUAUGAAACAAGCUCCAAAUUUGGAUUGAAUGUUGAACGCGUUUUCAAAGAUGCUUGUGCUCGCAUCAUCAUGCGCCAGCGAACAACUCUUGGUGGACCUUACAUCUCGACGAUGAGCCGGACUACAACUCCAACAACUCCAUCAAUUGGCUCUCGUGAAGAUAAACGAGAUUAUCAAGAUUCUCGUUAUUUGUAUGGAACAACAUCAGGCAAGAGUGCUGCUUAUAGUGCGCGAUCAUCUUCAUAUGCUCCACUUCAUGAUGUUAACAAUGGAUCUUCUCGUCGUUCACAUAUAAAUCAUCGAGAACAUUCUGGUUAUGUUGGUUUUUCAGGCUCAUCGCGAGGAGCUGCUGAGCAGCAGCAACAACAACGAGCCUUGUCAGCUGCCUAUCAAUCCAUGCUACCUUCAUCAACCUCCAAUUUUGCCAGCCGAUCAAGUCAAUUGGAUUAUCGAGACUUAUCUCCAUCAAGCAGUCACAAAAGUCUUGGCAGCUUAACAAACGGUUUACACACUCGCUCAUCUGCUGCUCUAUUAGACACUCCAACAUCAACGGAACAGUUUGGACCUUCUGAAGGAUUGUCAGCAGCUAGUGCUAGCACAUCGCACCUGCCAACACCAUCAUCCACACCCACAACUCAACGGAAGAAUCGUCGUAUAUCAAAUAUAUUCCAACGUCCUAAAGAUGCAACAGAAGAGAAGAAUAAAGCUAUUGAAGCUUUAAAUCAUGGCGUCGGACGAGCUAUUCCUAUCAAACAAGGACAUUUGUAUAAAAAAAGUGCUAAAAGUGCCUUAAAUCGCGAAUGGAAGAAGAAGUAUGUGUGCUUAUACAGUGACGGAAAGUUAACGUAUCAUCAUAAUCUCAAAGAUUAUAUGGAUAAAUCUGCUCAUGGCAAAGAGGUUAACUUGGCUUUGGCUACUGUUCGACUAGCUGGACGUCAACGUCCACGUAACACUCAACGUAUGGCUACAAGCACAACAACUACUGCCUCUGAAGAUGGUCUUCCUGCCAACUCUAUGCCAAGCUCUAUCACUUCAUCACAACAAGAUAGAAAGUCUGAUGCUGGAGAGGGAACUUCGGGUGGCGGAUCAGACGAUGCCAAAGAAUCCAAUAAUGCUCCUCAAACUCCACAUACCAUUUCAAGUGGCAAAAAACGACGUGGUGGGGGACAUCGUCGAUUAGGUUCAAGUAGUAAACAUGCUGACGAUGACGAAGAAUGCUUUGAGAUCGUCUCGUGUGAUCAAAAACGAUGGGAAUUCUGUGCCGCUUCAGCGGAAGAGCGAGACGAAUGGGUGUCCGCAAUUGAAGAGCAGAUUGAACGCGCUUUACAAAAUCAGAUGUCUCAACCUAGCAAUCGAGCCCAUGGAAACCGUGAAGAAGUGCAAGCUCUGCGACAACUUGCUGGAAACGGUCGUUGUGCCGAUUGUGGUGCUGCCAAUCCUGACUGGGCCAGCUUAAACUUAGGAACUAUAAUUUGCAUUGAAUGCUGUGGAAUCCAUCGCAACCUCGGAUCUCAUGUCUCACGUGUGAGGUCGUUAGAAUUAGAUGACUGGCCAGUGGAAUGUUUGGCUGUUAUGCAAGCCAUCGGAAACGAAUCAGCCAACAAGUUGUGGGAACACAAUGCACCCGUUGAUAAGAAGCCUCAACCUGACAGCGCACGCGAACUCAAAGAACAAUGGAUUCGCUCCAAGUAUGAGCAGAAGAGGUUCCUGCCAUUGUUACGUGUGGACGAAACAGUGAGCUCGCAACUCGUAUCAGCAGUUUUGGCUCGUGAUGUUGCUGUUGCUUCAUUGCUCCUGGCUCGUGCUACAGCAGACGAUGUCAAUUCCUGUGUAUCAGCCAGAGAUCGACGAACACCUUUACAUUUGGCCUGCAGCAUUGGAAGCUUAGAAAUGGUUCAAUUGUUACUUUGGAAUAAUGCUGACAUGAUGGCAUUGGACGAGCAAGGACGAUCAUGCUUAUGGCACGCCCAACAUCAAGGCUUCGAAGAAAUCGUUCAAGUUUUGCUAACAGCUGGAAUGAAAUCUGAUUAUGGUAUGCCCCCUCCUCAAGCUACAUCACAUCACCAGAUGUCCAUUCCUGAGGGCGCAAUCAUGGGAUCACUUUCAAAUCGUGACUAUACAUGCAUAGGUUCUGAUGACGCUGUUGUGAGUAGGAGAACAGCCGGAUCAACAAAAUCGUCAUCAAGAAGGGAGCGUGAGCGAGUUCGAGACAAUACAGCAGCCUUCGAAUACUUACCUGCUAGCAUUAUCUAA